GGUCAUUGUCAUUGCAAAAAAAUGAACCCGCACCGCUCUACUCCCAACUUUUCAAUCGAGAUUCGUCACGUACACUCAACAUUCUACCAUCGCUGCCAUGGAAACUCUCUCUACCUUGCUAUCGUGGCAGAGCAUUGUUGCUACCAUCAUCCUCUACUAUGUGACACUUGCGCUAUACCGGCUGUAUUUACACCCCCUAGCGCGAUUCCCUGGCCCUAAACUCGCGGCGGCGACGCGAUUGUACGAAGGUUACUAUGAUCUUUACCAAAGCGGCCAGUAUACCUUCAAAAUAGCAGAACUGCAUAAACAGUACGGCCCAAUAAUUCGUAUUAGCCCCUACGAGCUUCAUGUGAAUGAUGCAGCUUUCUUUGACAUUCUCUAUAAUCGCCAAGAAGGAGUAUGGCAUAAGUAUGAUUGGUCGGUGGAUGCUUUCGCGACUAAAGGCGCCACCAUCUGGACGGCCGACCAUACCAUCCACAAGAACCGCCGUUUACCAUUAAAUCCAUUCUUCUCAAAGGUCAAGGUGUCAAAGCAGCAGGAAAUGAUCAUGAAACAUGUCAAUGCGCUUUUUGGCAGAUUGUCGGGCUUUGCCGCGUCUCAGAAGACUGUAGAUCUUGGCGCCGCAUUUACUGCUUUCGUACGAGACGUUGUUAACGAGUAUAUAUUCGGAAAACAUUAUAAUGAUAUUGGAAAGGAGGACUUUGAUGCCGGUAUGGUGGUCGCCGCUCAGGCCGGUGGUCUUUUGUGGCGUACCACCAAGUUUAUACGGUUCUUUGGUCCCCUUAUGCGGUCCAUCCCGCCGCAGUGGAUCAUGGCGAUCUCCGACCCCAUCACGAAGGAAUUCUUCCGCUUUAUGAUGAUCUCUAUGAAUGACACCAAGAACUUCAUGAAGGCGGCAGUAUCCCAAGACGAUCAUGGACCACGUACAUUGGUCCAUGAAAUCGUGCAAUCCAAGCUUCCACCCCCGGAGAAGUCAUUUGAACGAAUUUUUGAGGAAAUGUCCACCACAACAGGGGCUGGCUUUGAGACGACGGCUGCUGUUAUACGAAUUGCGGCUUUUCACAUCUACAGCGAUCCCAAGAUCCUCCAAAAGCUACGAGCCGAGCUUGCUUCUGUCCCCGAUUAUGACUGGAAGACGCUAGAGAAGCUUCCUUACUUGACGGCCAUCAUCAUGGAAGCUAUGCGUCUAGCUCCAGCCAUAGCUACUCGAAGUUCUCGUAUUGCCCAGGAUAAAGACCUCGUUUAUGCAGGUUGGCGGAUACCAGCCGGUACACCUGUCGGAAUGACCAUACACUUACUCCACCAGAAUGAGGAAGAAUAUCCGGAACCCGAACGCUUCAAUCCAGAUCGAUUUAUGGAUCCUAACCCAUGGCAGCUAGGUAACAGGACAUUUGUGCCCUUUGGAAAAGGAAAGCGUAAUUGCAUUGGAAUGCAUCUUGCCUGGGCCGAAAUGUAUCUCCUGCUUGGCAACAUAGUGCAGCGCUUCGAAUUCAAGUUUCCCGCAACAAAGGCAGAGGAUUUUUAUGUCACAAAUGACAAUUUUGCCCUCGUCACCCCAUCCAUGGGAGUUGUCCCCGCUCUUGUUACCGAAAUUUAGGUAUGAUAUUGGCGGAGUUUUGGGAAAGGGGGCCUGUUAAAAGGGUUAUUGAGUCAUUGUUACACGUUUAUUUAGGUAAGGGGAAAUAUAUAAUUAUAGGGAGUCAUGCGCUGAAGACCACUGUAACUACAGGUGUAUCAUCCACUAUAAAUUUUGUGAUUGGGUUGAUAGUGCUUACCCCCUAUAAAUAGAGCACCCUACUAAAGCGCCCUAUAAUUACAGCGCUGUUCAAUUAGUAAGUCUCGACCUACGUAGGUACCUAGGUAUACCUAAAUUACAGCACACCUCUCACU
Hypoxylon trugodes is the source of this 1890-nucleotide messenger RNA. RefSeq names its product cytochrome P450. The transcript has 5 exons. Bases 98 to 1597 code for a protein of 499 amino acids. NCBI's taxonomy places the organism in Eukaryota, Fungi, Ascomycota, Sordariomycetes, Xylariales, Hypoxylaceae. The record is from RefSeq and is a predicted model, not a curated record. Gene Ontology annotation, molecular function: monooxygenase activity; oxidoreductase activity, acting on paired donors, with incorporation or reduction of molecular oxygen; iron ion binding.